GGGGUUGAACCUUUUCUUUUUCAGAUUUCUUUCAUCCAAACGCAGCAGAUAUUUUAGAUUUUCAUCUCUUUGUUUUCGUUUUUACUUCAUUUUUACAUUGCUUUAUUUUUUUACUAAUUUACUUGUUCCCAACACAAAGGUAAAUGGAGUUCCCCGACGCUGGCGAGCACUGCGCACUCGAAGGAUGCCGCCAGCUCGACUACUUGCUGACCGCAUGCCAUUUAUGCAAAAAGGAGUUCUGCGCUGAUCAUUGGCAAGUCGAUAACCACAACUGCACCGAUAAGCACAAGGCCGUCAACAGGAUAGUGCCGGACUGCCCGAUAUGCGAACAGCCCGUUUCCUUACGGCCCAACGAGAGCGCAAACGAUGCGGUUAAUAGACAUCUCGAUGCUGGAUGCAAGCCCACAACGCCUGCCAAUGCGUUACCGCCAAAGCCUGAAUGUGCGUUUAAAAGGUGCCAGGAGAAGACUAUUGUGCGAACGACAUGCAAAGUGUGUGCGAAGUCGUUUUGCUUGAAGCAUCGCUUUGAGGACGAUCAUAAUUGCGAAAGACGGAAUACCUCUGCUCCACCUGGCAUGUUGGCAGCGGCAGCGGCACAGGCCGCAGAUGUUACAAAGUAUUUUAGCCGGUCUAAAAGUGAACAGAGAAAUGGACAUCUGUCGGCGGCUUCUCAGCGAACCACUUCGAAUCGCAGAAAUGUGCCCACCCAGAACAAGUCCAAACCCAAAGACUCGGGAUGUGUGAUAUGCUAGAUGGCGCUUAAUUGCACAAAUCAUAAUAAUAAUAUUAAAUUGCAACAUUACAAAGGUUACAUCGACAUGUGUUAUUGCAUAAAUAAUAAACAAC
Messenger RNA from Kickxella alabastrina, 846 nucleotides. RefSeq lists its product as uncharacterized. NCBI's taxonomy places the organism in Eukaryota, Fungi, Kickxellomycota, Kickxellomycetes, Kickxellales, Kickxellaceae. The record is from RefSeq and is a predicted model, not a curated record. Gene Ontology annotation, molecular function: zinc ion binding. The transcript is spliced from 2 exons. Gene Ontology annotation, cellular component: cytoplasm. Bases 144 to 752 code for a protein of 202 amino acids.